GGCAGCAUUACGCCAUUCUUCCCUCUUGGAAAAAGUGGGAUUUAAACAGCUCUCUUACAAGAUAUCCAGCAGAAUAGUUGGAGUUUAAGGGAAGUCAAGUUUCUCUUGUCCAUGCUAAGCAUUUUCUCGCACUACUCUGGAAAGCGGGACCUGCGGCAUGAGAUUCGCUUCACUAUGGUUCUGGAUAGCGGAUCUGAGAGUAACGGUUUGCAUGGUCGCUUUUACUCUAGAAUACUUAAUUCUAGUCCACAUCUCCACUUCUCCAAACUCGUUCAUGUUUACCUCUUUCAAACGGGAAAAGCCUGCGCGCAUUUCUCCCUGGGAACUUUACAGAGGUAGAUCAGAGGAUGAAAGUUCUGAAACGUCUCCCUCUUUUACUGGGGUGCUGGACUCUCGUAUACCUGGACCUCAUCCUAGCGUCACUGAGCCAUACCGGGGCGGCACAGCGUGCGCCCAACAGCCGUGGCGAGGAGCAUACAGGCGGAGCAGGUGACCGCACUCAACUGGGAACCGGUUGGAAGUCUCCUAAUUCUGCGAGGAUCACGCGGAUUCGGACAGGACCCCCGUUAAUCAAGGGCGAGGUGGCCAAGGGGAAACCUGUGGCAUUCGCGCCAGCAUCUCGCGUGGUAACGGGCAGCCGCGCUCGCGGGGCUAUCAAUUUAGGGCGCAAGGAGGCUGCGCGCUCUUGGGUAGCCGGGGAUACUCCAGUGGCUCUGAACGUGCACCUGGUCAAAACCAGCGGCAUUGGCACACCCGGGAAAAACACUGGAAAACCUGCAGCAAGGGCGGCAACACCAGUACGCAACGGACCGAACAGAGCUGUCGUUACGCAAAAGCUUAGUGCUCCGGCAGCCCUGAGGAGUGCCAAAUUAACGGGCAAGCCUAGCGACAGAGACUCCACUAAGCACCCUCUGGUGACACCGCACGACUACAUGCUGUCACUGUACUGGUCGCUGUCUACCGGGGAGGUGAACACAAGUGUACUACAUGAGGCGGGCUUGGCCAACACGAUUACGAGCUUCGUAGAUAAAGGACAAGAUGAGCGGCAGCCGCAGCUGAGAAGGCAGAAGUACUUCUUCAACAUCAGCUCCCUGGAGAAGGAGGGGCUCCUGGGGGCCGAGCUCCGCAUUCUCAGGAAGCGCCCGGCGUCCGACCCCCGCAAACCCUUCCCGGCCGGUGGAGGCUCGGACCCUGGCUCUCUGAGCCUGAAGCUGUUCACCUGCGCUUCAGGUAAACAGAGGCCCACGCUGCUCCACACACGCACCGUGGAGGACCACGGCACGCCCAGGUGGGAGGUGUUUGACAUCUGGAAACUGUUCCGGAGCUUCAGGAACUCCCCCCAGCUUUGUCUGGAACUGGAGGCCCAGGAGAGGGGGCCGGGGGGGCGGCCGGUGGACCUUAGGACCCUGGGGUUCGGCCGCCUUGGCAGGCAGACCAAGGAGAAAGCCUUCUUCCUCGUCUUCGGUCGUACCAAGAAACGCGACCUCUUCUACAACGAGAUCAAGGCACGGUCGGGCCACGACAACAAGACGGUCUACGAGUACCUGUUCACGCAGAGGCGCAUGCGCCGCGCCCCAGCCACCAGGGUCGGGAAGAAGCUGCCCCAGACCAAGCCCCGGUGUCACCGGCGCCAGCUGCACGUCAACUUCAAAGAGAUGGGCUGGGACGACUGGAUCAUCGCUCCUCUGGAAUACGAAGCAUUCCACUGCGACGGCGUGUGCGACUUCCCCAUUCGCUCGCACCUGGAACCCACCAAUCACGCGAUCAUACAAACCCUCAUGAACUCCAUGGACCCCGAUUCCACCCCGCCCACUUGUUGCGUGCCAACGCGCCUCAGUCCAAUUAGCAUCCUCUACAUUGACUCAGCCAACAAUGUGGUGUACAAACAGUAUGAGGAUAUGGUGGUGGAGUCGUGUGGGUGCAGGUAGCGGUGAAGAAACUAGAGAGAGAGAGAGUGAGAGAGAGACAGAGAAAGAAACCUAUACAAAAGAAGUUAGAGAGAGACACACACAAAGAGAGAGAACCAUAGAACCAUAGUUUUGUGUGUCAAUUCAUACGACAGAGAUAGAGAGAGACAUGGAACACACUCAACUGAACACUCAGCAAGGUGGUGGAAUUAUAUACAGUAUAUUUGAAGGAUCAGAUUAUGGGGAUAUUAUCUGUCAGGGAGCCAUACAGUCAAAUAUACACCAUAGAGGGUAUGUACAAGACACAGAGGAGACUUUGGAAAAUCUAGAUGAUAUAUGGUGUAUAUCCACUGGCCUGAGUCAGAAGCUAUAAGGAUGACCAAACAAUAACUUUGUUCAUUCUAUGGCCUGUUUUAAAAAGCAUUUCACUACAAUACUAAGGCAUGCCCGAGGAUUUUUUGCAGCUCAGUAAUUCACUGCUGAAUGUUGAAUUAAACAGGGGGGAAACCAUAUCAUAUACAGGAUUAUUGAUUAUCACGGUUAAAGCCAUAGUCUGUAAAACGGAAUGCCCCGAGUUUAACCAAAUGUUUAAACUAAAUGACAAAGUCUUUCUGGAUGAUAGUAGGAAUAAAAACCAUUACGGUAUUUAUAAAUCAUAAUCUGGUACAUUUCAUCAUUGAACAAUUCUGGAAUUAGCACAGACGGUGGCUUUAACCUCUAAGCGUUUCAGCUGCAGUUCCAUUUGUCACCACUAAGGAUUCGUCUGCUCGCCCCACCUGAGUCCAUGCCCUCGCACAGCCUCUCCGUCACAGAUGUGUGAAGGCAUGUCCGAAUGUCCUGUUCCUCCUAGAACCAUGUGAUGUAAGCAUUUCCUUUAAUCAAAGCAUGUGCAUGCCAUAGGUAUUGCCAGCUCAGACUCAACCGUUGAGGCCUGAAAGAGGAGAGAAGAGGAGGGUGAUGGCGGAAGACUGGAAAGGCGAGAUUUAUGAGAACACAAGUUUGGAAGCCACUUGAUAAGAUUUAUGAUCAAGCUAAGAUGUUAUGAAUUAUGAGGCAUCCAUUGAUUUCUCCACUGAGUAGUUUCUGUUCCAGUAAAAAAAAAGAAGAAAAAAAAAGAAGAAAAACUAUUCAUUAAUACAGUUAUUGAGAGUAUUACUUUUAAGAUGUAUACUUCAAAUAUGUGUUCUUUAUGUGUAUCAUGGCUUUGAAUUAAAGUGAACCUAUAUUUGUUAAAGA
Messenger RNA from Osmerus eperlanus (European smelt), 3143 nucleotides. It is a transcript of the gene gdf5, whose product is annotated as growth differentiation factor 5. Gene Ontology annotation, molecular function: growth factor activity; cytokine activity. The transcript is spliced from 2 exons. Gene Ontology annotation, cellular component: extracellular region. Lineage: Eukaryota; Metazoa; Chordata; Actinopteri; Osmeriformes; Osmeridae. Bases 348 to 1928 code for a protein of 526 amino acids. The record is from RefSeq and is a predicted model, not a curated record.